GGUGGGGGAGGGGAGGGCAGAUACUCAGCUAAACCAAUUUCUUAAUGGAUCCUAUUUAGGCUAAACUCAAAACUCAAGUAAUUCUGGUCCUAUAUGGGAAGGGCCAAAUUUACACAAUAAAAAUAGGGUCUCUGUGUUUCAUGAGAUUGUAUGUUUAAUGCUUGAAGAGAUCACAUUUUUAAAAAUAGUUCUAUGGGGAGGGAAAUUUUCUGCAAAGUAAAGAAACAUCUCAGAAUGAACUUAGAUUAUAAAUGUGAAUGCUUAUGCAUUAGGUUUACUUAUUCUGAGGCUCAAAUGUUUGCUUAAGCUUCUUGAUUAAUUUGGUUUUAAAGGUUUUGUUAUUCAGGAUCAUUAAUAUUCAUACCAAUUAUUCUAAAUGUAGGUUUCUUACAGUCAAUAACUUGAAGGUUUGUUAAUUUUUUUUCAGCAAUAUUUUGGGGUCCAAGAUUUUCCAGCUGUCUUCCUCUGUUUCUUUCUUAUUUAGCACAACUCACUGGGGCCAAUCCUAGUUUAAGAGCAGACACCUAUGACCUUCCCUCUGAGGGACCAAAUAGGGUCUCUGUAGGUCAGGUCCUAGGGCCUGGAGAGCACACUCAUCCCUUCUCUUCUCCUAUCUUGAUGCUCCUUCCUUAGCUAUUAACAAUAGGAAACAGCUCCAAUAUUUCAUGACUUAUGAUAUUAAAAUGAUGCAUCCAAUCAUCCUAAUUCUUAGCUCUUAAAGAAAUCAACUGACCUUCUAACAUUUCUGUUUUUGUGAUUCUUUUGGGUAACUGGUCCUAAAUAUUCUUUCUUGCCCUACAUGACAGAAUGACCCGUUUUUCAGCCUUCGUCCUGAAUUUGUUUUUCAGUUCAGAAGAGAGGAUGGAGAAAGCCAGUGGAAGAAAGUCUCUUGCUCUGUCCACAGCGGAGAACGGCAUAGAGAACGCAGGGCUGGAGCUCACGGAAGAAGGGAUAAAUUCUGAGCAAACCAGGAGGAUGGAAGUGCAAGGACACAGUCUCAGCGAUGAUGUGAGGCCUGCCACUCACCAAAGGAGUUAUCUACAGCCUCUCACCAAGGCAAGAACUUUCUGCCAAAGACAUGCAAGCUUGUUCAAGAAGAUCCUGUUGGGCCUGUUGUGUCUGGCGUAUGCUGCCUAUUUCUUGGCAGCUUGCAUCUUGGAUUUCCAGAGGGCACUGGCCUUAUUUGUCAUCACCUGUUUGGUGAUCUUGGUCCUGCUUCUCCACUUUCUGAAAAAGUUCUUGGGUAAAAAAUUAACAAGAUGCCUGAAGCCCUUUAAAAAUUCCCAGCUGAGACUUUGGAUAAAACGGGUGUUCGCAGGAGUCUCCUUGGUUGGCCUUAUCCUGUGGCUGGCACUAGACACAGCUCAAAGGCCAGAGCAGCUGAUCUCCUUUGCAGGAAUCUGCAUGUUCGUCCUCAUCCUCUUUGCGUGCUCCAAACACCACAGUGCAGUGUCCUGGAGGACAGUGUUUUGGGGCCUGGGUCUUCAGUUUGUCUUUGGAUUAUUGGUCAUCAGAACGGAUCCUGGAUUUAUUGCAUUUCAGUGGCUGGGAGAUCAGGUCCAGAUUUUCCUGGCCUACACCGUCGCUGGCUCCAGUUUUGUCUUUGGGGAUACCCUGGUCAAUGAUGUCUUUGCUUUUCAGUCGUUACCAAUCAUCAUUUUCUUUGGAUGCGUGAUGUCCAUUCUCUACUACCUGGGCCUUGUGCAGUGGGUUGUUCAGAAGAUCGCCUGGUUUUUGCAAGUCACUAUGCGUACCACUGCCACAGAGACCCUAGCUGUAGCAGGAAACAUCUUUGUGGGUAUGACAGAGGCACCUCUGCUCAUCCGCCCCUACCUUGCAGACUUGACCCUCUCUGAAAUCCAUGCAGUGAUGACUUCAGGGUUUGCCACCAUUUCAGGCACUGUGUUGGGAGCCUUCAUAUCCUUUGGGAUUGAUGCAUCAUCCUUGAUUUCUGCUUCUGUGAUGGGUGCCCCUUGUGCACUUGCCUUGUCAAAGCUGGUAUAUCCAGAAGUGGAGGAGUCCAAGUUCAAGAGUAAAGAGGGGGUAAAACUGCCUCGUGGGAAGGAGAGCAAUGUCCUAGAAGCUGCCAGCAAUGGAGCGACAGAUGCUAUAGCUCUUGUUGCGAAUGUCGCAGCCAACCUGGUUGCCUUUCUGGCCGUGUUGGCCUUCAUCAAUGCUGCCCUUUCCUGGUUGGGGGAACUGGUGGACAUACAGGGGCUCACUUUCCAGGUCAUCUGCUCCUAUAUCCUAAGGCCCAUGGUUUACAUGAUGGGUGUAGAGUGGACAGACUGUCCAAUGGUGGCUGAGAUGGUGGGAAUCAAGUUCUUCACAAAUGAGUUUGUGGCCUAUCAGCAACUGUCUCAAUACAAGAAAAAACGUCUCUCUGGAAUGGAAGAAUGGAUUGAUGGCCAGAAACAGUGGAUUUCUGUGAGAGCUGAAGUCAUUACAACAUUUUCACUCUGUGGAUUUGCCAAUCUUAGUUCCAUAGGAAUAACACUGGGAGGCUUGACUUCAAUGGUGCCCCACCGAAAAAGUGAUCUGUCCAAAGUUGUGAUCCGGGCCCUCUUCACAGGGUCCUGUGUAUCCUUUAUCAGUGCCUGUGUGGCAGGAAUCCUCUAUGUUCCCCGGGGAGCUGAAACUGACUGUGUCUCCUUCCUAAGCACAAGUUUCACCAACAGAAGCUAUGAGACCUAUGUGUGCUGCAGGGAGCUCUUUCAGAAUACUUAUCUGAAUGGCACCAAUCCACCUUCUUUUUCUGGUGCCUGGGAAGACAAGGCAUUCAGUGCCAUGGCCCUUGCUAACUGCUGUGGAUUCUACAACAAUACUGUCUGUGCCUAAGGAUGGUUGGUCCAUUUCUACCACAGUUUUAAUCUUAACAGCUUUUUGGUGCAAAGGUGUUUAUUUACUCAGGAUUCCAACCCUUUAACCAACUCUCCAAGAUCCUUAACAGUAAAUGUAAAAGAUUCAUUUGGUUCAGUGCAUUCCACUAAUGAAAAUUAGCAUUCAUCAUUCCACUAUUUCACUGAACCAUAAAGGUACUCAUGGGUAG
Molecule: messenger RNA, 3049 nt
Organism: Oryctolagus cuniculus (rabbit)
Lineage: Eukaryota; Metazoa; Chordata; Mammalia; Lagomorpha; Leporidae
Source: RefSeq, a predicted model, not a curated record